Messenger RNA from Didymodactylos carnosus, 468 nucleotides. NCBI's taxonomy places the organism in Eukaryota, Metazoa, Rotifera, Eurotatoria, Philodinida, Philodinidae. The record is from the annotation of a GenBank genome assembly.
AUGGCUGUAAAAGGAUCUGAUGCGAAUCCUGAUUUCUGUUUUAAUGAAAUUGAAGGCGAUCUGUUUCAAUCGCCCGAUAAUAAUGUGUCACUCGCUCAUUGUGUCAGUGAAGAUAUGGAAAUGUCAAAAGGUAUUGCUACAUUAUUUAGAGAUAAAUUUGGUCGUAUCAAUGAAUUAAAACAACAAGGCGUCGUAACGGGUGGCGUUGCUUAUUUGAAAGCUGAUGAACGAUAUAUAUUUUAUCUAGUAACUAAAAAAUUUUAUUAUCAUAAACCAACAAUGAAAACUUUACAGAGCAGUUUGGAAGCAAUGAAAGAGAGAUGUCAAGAAUUUAAUGUUGUAAAUUUAGCUAUACCAAAAAUUGGGUGUGGACUUGAUAAACUAAAUUGGACAAAAGUAUCUGAAAUGAUAAAAGAUAUAUUUCAAGAUCUUCCUAUAAAAAUAACAGUGUAUCACCAAAAGAAAUAA